AUGUCGGGUUUAGCAUCGCUGGCAGGAUACGGCAGCGAUUCGGACGAAGAUGCCAAUGUUCCAUCCACCUCGACUUUGGUCGCAGCUCGAGUAGCGUCCACUUCGAAGCCAUCCUCUUUGAAGCCAUCCUCUUCAACUUCAGCCUCUUCUUCACGCCCAAACUCGAUCCUCCCACCGCCAAAGUCUGGACUCUCCUCGAAGCUACCGCCACCAUCAACAGGUAAGAGUAAUACCCAACCAAGCGGAAGUGGCCUUUCUCUACCACCGCCUUCGAGCUCAACCAACAAGCGCAAAGUGAUCAAGGUCGACUCCAUUCAAUCUGUUCAGGAUGGCAACGACGAUGAUGAUCAGGGGAACCGUUCAAAGCUGGCUGAGACUAAGAAACCAAAGCUUGGCAGCGCUACAGCAUCGAAGCACUCACUAUUCGGAAUGCUGCCCGCGCCAAAACGCAAAGAUGACGAGAUUCUGGCGGAGAGAAAGAAGGAAGCGGACGCGAGCAAGGCAGCAAAGGCGGUGGAGGAUUCGGAAACACCAGCAUUGACGGAAGCACCACUGAGGAUCAAUGAGCGGGUAGCGCGGAGUGCCUCGCCAGAAGCAGACCAAGGUGCAGCUGAGGCGUCGACUGGCAAAGCGAAGAGCAAGAGCAAUGAUGCCUUCAGGGCUAUGCUUGGAUUGAAACCUGCUGCUAAGCCGGCCAUAAGCAAGUCAUCUACAUCUGCUCAACCGGCAAAAUCAAUAGCAGAGAGCCUUGUCAUCACUCAACCAUCUCAGCAAUCUCAACCUUCUGCACGAGCAGCUCAAACGUCAAUGCAAAAGCAUCCCAACGGCACACCUGCCAGCGGCGAAGCAGCAAUCAAGACCGACUUGGCACCAGUCGAUUUCUUCUCCCUCGGCAGCUCACGAUCAUCCGCAAACGCUCCAUGUUCAUCCACAAAUCCAUCAUUCAGCAUCUCCGCCGCACCAGUCAUCGAUCAACCUAACAUGCAACGCUCAGAGCCACCCUGCACCUCCGCACCUGAAAGCGACGAAUAUCCAGGCUGGCAACUCGACCCGGACGGCUCGUGGCUACCCAUCACACCUGAAGCUCAAGCCCAGUACGCUGCGUACCAACAAUCUCUCCUCCCUCCGCAACCCUCCACGGCUACCAUCUCGAAAGCAGCGUCAAAUCUCGACGGUACGAGGGACCUCCUUGCAGCGGGUCUAACGCCAGAUGACAUCCGAGCGUUCGAUGCUUCUUCCGCUGCCCGCGAGGUCUACAUGUCAAGCAAAGGCGGGGGAGAAGGGGAUAGUGACAAGUACGCUGCUGCGGCAGAAUUUGCAGCGGGUAAUAGAGAGGUAAGGCAGGAGAGGAAGCCAGGCAUGUUGAAAGGUCUGAGGAAGGGUCAGUUGAGUAGUUUGGUGAGUUUGGCGAGUGAGAAUAGAGGCAAGAUGGAGGACAAGUGGCAGAGGGGGAGGGAUGCACAGGCUAGAAGGUCGAACCAGUAUGGAUGGUGA
This is a messenger RNA of Ustilago hordei, 1494 nucleotides long. RefSeq lists its product as uncharacterized. Lineage: Eukaryota; Fungi; Basidiomycota; Ustilaginomycetes; Ustilaginales; Ustilaginaceae. Bases 1 to 1494 code for a protein of 497 amino acids. The record is from RefSeq and is a predicted model, not a curated record. The transcript has a single exon.